Funneliformis mosseae is the source of this 285-nucleotide messenger RNA. The record is from the annotation of a GenBank genome assembly. Lineage: Eukaryota; Fungi; Glomeromycota; Glomeromycetes; Glomerales; Glomeraceae.
AUGAACGCUUUUGAGUUAAAUUUUUAUCAUCAUUCACCAGACAUGAAUUUCUACUACGUAACUUGUAAGAUCAUUCAAGAAAAUUCUGUUGUCAACAAAGAUUAUGAUUAUGAUCACGAAUUUUUUUAUCAAUAUUCAAAUGAUCCCACAGUAUACUAUCAUGUUGGGUGCAAACACUUGUCACAUCAUGUGAUCGAACAUUUAUUAAAUCUGUAUGAAAUAAAGCUUGAAUCAUCACGUAAAUUAUUAUCUUUACGGCAAAAAUUAUGCCUCGAACAAAGCUAA